This is a messenger RNA of Guillardia theta CCMP2712, 822 nucleotides long. RefSeq lists its product as hypothetical. Bases 1 to 822 code for a protein of 273 amino acids. The record is from RefSeq and is a predicted model, not a curated record. The transcript has 4 exons. NCBI's taxonomy places the organism in Eukaryota, Cryptophyceae, Pyrenomonadales, Geminigeraceae.
AUGCUGCGGAGAGGCUUGACGGAGGGCUGGCGAGGGAGGAAGAGGUGGAGGCUGCGAGAGCUGGUGGAGGAGGUAGGAGAUCGUCUCUUUCUGCAAGGCCACGACGAGGAGGGUGCGCCGGCCCUGACGACGCUCAGAGACUUCAUGCGUGAGAGCCCGGACAGAGUCGGGGAGGCUCAGAUCUUUGAUCCGGCCUUCGAGGAGGACUGCCCUGAGCUGCUGCUCGACUUCGAUGUCCCUCCUGACUUUGCUGGGCGUAACGAUCUCUUCCACCUCCUUGGCCCUCAACGCCCAGACUUUCGUUGGUUCCUCGUGGGUCGGGCAGGGCAGCAAACGCCUUGGCACGUCGACCCGCUGGGCACCAGCGCAUGGCAUGCGCUGAUGGAGGGAGAGAAGCGGUGGAGGGUUCUGGAACCCAAGGACCUGCAUGCUUGGCAAGAGAGAGUGUUCGAAGCGAAGGAGAUGUCCAGUCGCAGACUUGUUGAUGAAGCGAAGCAGCAGGGGCAUGGUUGGAUUGAGAUCUUGCAGAGACCCGGGGAUGUGGUAGUGAUUCCGAGCAGCUACCCACAUGAAGUCACAAACUUGCAAGACUCUGUUGCUAUCACGCAGAACUUUGUGAAUGAGAGCAAUCUUGUGUACGCCUACAGGUUCUUGAAGAGAGCAUGUCCAGACAAAGCAGCGAGAUUCCAAGAGCUUUUGCAACAGCACAUGCCAGAUCUUUCAACGCUGAUACAAGAGAGAGGGUUUCGUGACAGCAGCAUGGUGACUGCAGGAGGCAAGAGACAAGAGCGUGAGAACUCACAUCUCAAAGAAUACACUUGA